Messenger RNA from Hibiscus syriacus, 1135 nucleotides. RefSeq names its product 60S ribosomal protein L2, mitochondrial-like. The coding region runs from base 34 to 498 and encodes 154 amino acids. The record is from RefSeq and is a predicted model, not a curated record. Lineage: Eukaryota; Viridiplantae; Streptophyta; Magnoliopsida; Malvales; Malvaceae. The transcript has a single exon.
AGAAUAAUUGAUUUGAAACGAAACACUUCAUCUAUGGGCAUUGUAGAAAGGAUAGAAUAUGACCCUAAUAGUUCUUCUCGGAUUGCUCCAGUACGAUGGAUCAAGGGGGUCUGGGUCUGCCAGAGGAAAUUGAAAACGAUAGAGGAAUUCGCUCCGCCACAUAAGAUCCUCGAACGUACCACGACCACCAUCCACGACCUAUUUUCGUUCUCUUCUCUGCCCGGGAAUGUGGAUCAAAGAAAGGUAGCUUGGUUCUCUCCUGGACUGAUGGCGACUUAUGUAGUGGUCGACCCUCCUACCAGAAUGUCCCCUUGGUCGAAGAGCGUCUUGUAUAGUAAAGGUGCAGGAAGCAAAAAAACUUGCGCAAAGGAUGUCUUCUUCUCUACCCUCUCCUCUCCAAAGGCCAAGGGGGAGACUGUAUCCCUUUCCUUCGGUAGCUCUUUUGGUUUCCCAAGGGUAGCGGUAGCUGGGGCAAAGCCCACUUUCUUCGCUUCAUGAAUGAGAGAGAAGCUCAGAGGAAAAAACACGUUCUCUCUUUGUGAGGUCCAAAAGGGGAGAAUGCAUAGCAUUCUCUGGGCACAUGGGAUCAAACGUAAAGCAACGCUUUCUUGGCAGAGCUUUAAGCGGUAAGAUACUUUAAGGCUUGUUGGAGCUGCUGAGCAUAACGAAUCGAAGCCGAAGACGGAUCAAGGUAGCCUGCCUGCCAAGCCGAUAGGCGAAAGGCCAAAUGAUAGAGCGUGCAAAGUCGAUCGUGCACCUGUCACUUAUAUAAUAGCCAGUCAUCAAUUAGAAACAGAAAAAAUGGUGAUGAAUUGCGAUUGGUCCAAACCUUCAACCAGCGACUUAUUGCGACCCACACAGAAUGCUCAUCCAUACUAAGACCUUAUUCACACAGCGAAGAAAGGCCGAGUGGAAGGGGGCAGUCAGCUGGCUCGAGCGGCAGGAACUUUUGCUAAAAUAAUGAAGGAAACAGCACUCCCCACACUUUCUCUUAAGCUUGUGCGGCUACCCUACCUACCUUCGGGUGUUGAAAAACUCAUAGAUUCAUGAUGUCGGACUACUAUUGAAUUGGUAUAGUUUGCAAUCCCAACCACGAUGCACGUAUGCUUAGAAAUGCUGGACAAAGACGGAGACG